AUGAGUUUGAAGACAAAACUUCUACGGGGCUUCAUCACGCCGAAGAACAAUGACGACGCCAGUAAAUCUUCGCAAACAGAGCCACCGACACAGAUGUCAUCAGAUGAUUCGAUUAAAAAAGACGAGCUUGAAGACGGCUCUCCAAGCGGUAGAAAGAGUCUUGUAACUUGGGAUGGGGAAGACGAUCCUGAGAACCCGAAAAACUGGAAGCCCAUGAGGAAAUGGAAAGCUAUCUUCGCUAUGAGCUCAUUCGUAUUUAUGAGCCCACUGUCUUCAACAAUUGUUGCCCCAGCGUUACCUGCAAUUGCAUCCGACUUGGGAAUUGCCCAACCUGCAGUUGAGCAAAUGGUUCUUUCGAUAUUCCUUCUUGGCUUCGCAUGUGGUCCGCUCGUGGCAAGCCCAUUAUCGGAGAUAUAUGGUCGUGUUAGAGUCGUUCAAACAUGGAAUUUCAUGUACAUUGUCUUCAACGCAGCCUGUGGUGGGGCCCGCACGAAAGAAGCUAUCAUCAUACUGCGUUUUAUCGCCGGCCUCUGUGGGAGCGCUACCCUUGGAAUUGGGGGUGGCACGUUAAGUGAUCUUUUCAGAGCGAAGGAUCGUGGCAAAGCAGUCGCAAUCUACAGCUGGUCCCCAAUUCUUGCCCCGCUAGUUGGCGCAAUAAUUGGCGGCUUUAUCGAGCAGAAUCUGAAAUGGCAAUGGACCUUCUAUAUAUCCUCUCUUUUGAGUGUUGCUAUUCAAAUUUCGGGACUUUUCUUUCUUGAAGAAACAUACCCUCCACUUUUACUCCGCCGCAAGAAAGCGAAGCAAAUACAGGAUACUGGAGCCAGCAACCUUUACACUGAAUUUGAUUACCUGGAUGAAGGCAGAGUCAAAGUAUUAUCUGCAAACUUAGUCCGACCUUUUAAACUGCUUGCUACACAACCUAUCAUUCAGGUCCUGGCUCUUUAUAAUGCCUAUCUUUACGGAAAUAUAUACAUGCUAUACGCUGACUUCAUCGAUCUAUGGACUGAUGUCUAUGGGGAGUCUAUUCAAAUUGCGGGCUUAAACUACAUUUCAAUUGCCAUUGGGUCGGCCAUCGCUGCAGAGUGUUGCACGCUUAUUAACGACAGGAUAUACCGGAAGCUAUCAAAGCGGAAUCAAGGCAAAGGCCUCCCCGAAUUUCGAAUUCCGAUCAUGAUACCUGCAACUCUCUUUCUAAGCGCUGGAAUGUUCUGGUACGGAUGGACGGCUGAACUAAAGAUGCACUGGAUUAUGCCGAACAUUGGAACUUCCAUAUUUGUCGCUGGGGCACUUGCAUGCACAAUAUCUGUCAAUGCCUAUGUGAUCGAUACAUAUGGUCGUUAUGCGGCAAGUGGACUAGCCGCUGUCUCUACCAUAAGGUGUCUUGCCGGCUUCACUUUCCCCAUGUUCGCACCUUACAUGUACUCUUCCUUGGGUUAUGGCUGGUCGGGAAGUCUUCUUGGUUUCAUUGGCCUUGGUAUUGGACUCCCUGCUGCAAUUAUGCUGGGGCUAUACGGAAAGUCUCUACGGAGCAAAAGCCCCUACGCCUCCAAAACUCAUUGA
Molecule: messenger RNA, 1560 nt
Organism: Penicillium angulare
Lineage: Eukaryota; Fungi; Ascomycota; Eurotiomycetes; Eurotiales; Aspergillaceae
Product: MFS transporter
Exons: 4
Coding region: 1-1560 (519 amino acids)
Biological process (GO): transmembrane transport
Molecular function (GO): transmembrane transporter activity
Source: RefSeq, a predicted model, not a curated record